AAGAAGAAUGAUGAGAAUACUAAACGGAAAAUAGAGGGGACGAAGAACAGUUUUGUGAUCGUUGAUUUAACUCUGUUACCUCAAAAUAGUACCAUUAUAUAUUGCUGCAUCAUAUUAGCUAUACUAUGACAGAUCCGCAGUCAGUGCUGUUACUCAGAAGACAGCUUGCAGAGCUGAACAAAAACCCAGUGGAAGGGUUCUCGGCAGGACUGAUCGAGGAUAAUGAUCUCUACAGAUGGGAAGUCCUCAUCAUCGGUCCUCCAGAUACACUGUAUGAAGGUGGCGUUUUUAAAGCUCAUCUGACAUUUCCAAAAGACUACCCUCUCAGGCCACCUAAAAUGAAAUUUAUCACAGAUAUUUGGCACCCUAAUGUUAACAAGAAUGGAGAUGUCUGUAUCUCCAUUUUGCAUGAACCUGGAGAGGACAAGUACGGCUAUGAGAAACCAGAGGAACGCUGGCUGCCCAUCCACACAGUGGAAACCAUCAUGAUUAGUGUAAUCUCUAUGUUGGCGGACCCAAAUGGGGACUCACCAGCCAACGUGGAUGCUGCAAAAGAGUGGCGGGAAGACAGACACGGCGCAUUCAAAAGGAAAGUUGCCCGUUGUGUACGAAAAAGCCAAGAGACUGCGUUUGAGUGAUGUUCAACAGGGAUCUAGCUUCAUGUUUUCAGGGCAAGUAUUCUCAACUUUAACCUUUUUCUAAAACCUUUGGUUAAAAAUUCUUCAGCAGUUCUGAAGUGGCUGCCUGUUGCAUCAGGUCAAUUGGAGUAAAACUAUUUGUGAUGCCGUUGAACUGUAAAGCAUUAUACAGAGAGGAUGCUCUGCUGUUCAGCCUACCCUCAUCGAUAUAGAUUGGAUGGACAAAACAAUAGAAACACGUUUCUUUAUAAUGUAAUAUAGUUAAACGACUCCAGAAUCUCUCAAAACUGAACACAUUCUAAAUCGUCAGCACCACAAAUGUUGCACUGCAAGUACCGUUAAGUUUAAUUCCACCGUUUAAUUGUUUUGACAUAAUCUUCACCAUUACAUUUCGUCACAGUGUAACUGGCCUGUCAUGAUGAAUGGGUUUGUAUUAUAGACUGUAUAUUUAGAUACGCGACGCAGCUCCACUUUCUCCCGCUGUGCGAGAAUGAAGCCAGAACGUCACGGAUACGGGAGCUGCCAGCUUUGGCACUUUUUAGGGAUGCACCGAUCCAUAUCGGCCGAUAUUCCCAUUAUCGGUUUUGAUCGGCGUUCUCAAAACGGCCGAUCAAAACGGCCGAUCAGAUGACGUAACAUCUGCGAGAACUAUCAGAGACGUUUCAAUCGCCGCGCACCUCAACGGAGACGAUGCGCCCGGCGAGGGCCGCAGAGUGAGAGGUCCACGAGGGGAUCCUCACCACCGAGCGGCGUCCCGGUCCCCCGAGUUGAAUCACUGGGUCAACUGAGCCGACUCUCACAUGUCUGCCCCUAUAGACUGAUGUUCACGGUAAACGCAUUCGAUCGGGAGCGCGCGAGGGUUUUGAUAAAGUUAGCGGAAGGAUUUAAGUGGCAACAUCCGGUUUUGCAAAGUUAGCGGAAAGAACCACGUGAAACAACAUCCGUUUAUCAAAAUAAGAUGACGACAAAUCAUACACUAGCAUAUAAAAGUAAACAAUGAACUGAUUUUGUAUCUUUAUAGAUCGUUUCUGAGAUUUAGCUUAAAUUAUGCUAACAUUAAAACAUUUUUACUAUACCAAGGAAGAGUUUAUAAAAAUAAGUCAGACUUUUGAAUGUUAAAAAAAGUCCUGUAAAUAGAUUUCUCCAAGAGUUCCAGGAAAUGAAUGAUGCAGAUGUGUUCCAUACAUAUCUGAAAUCCCCUACAAUAGCAAUCAAACAAUUUUAAUGUAUCAAUUAGGACAUUUUUCAAAGUAAAAGUCCUAAAUGUUUAAAGAAAUCGGUAAUUUCUUUAAUGUUUGAGUUGCUUUAUAUAUGUAUUUCCUCAUAGUCCUAGGCAAUAAUGCUACACAAUAAAUAGAAUGUUUCAAUCGACUCCGUGAUCGGUGGUCGGUAUUAUCGGUGAUCGGCAGAUACUGAUUUCAGUGAUCGGUAUUAUCGGUGAUCGGCAGAUACUGAUUUCAGUGAUCGGUAUUAUCGGUGAUCGGCAGAUACUGAUUUCAGUGAUCGGUGAUCGGCACCAAAAACCUGAUCGGUGCAUCUCUAGCACUUUUGAAGUUUAACUGAGUCCCUGCAGUGGUGAUUGGGCAGUGGAGCGAGACCAAAGUCCCGCCCACAUACGCGUCUGAACCAAUCGCGAGCCGAGCACAGCCGCAGCUCGUUUAUCAAUAGAUAAUCAUAGCUGUUCAUUAUUUUUGUUCCGCCCUCGUUUAAUGGUAUGUAAAAACUAGAACAAAUAUUGUUGCUACGAACACACAUCAGCUCAAUAAGAUCUCAAUAAAGUGCCAGGAAUUGUCUUUGUGAAGAAUGUAUUUGACAUUUCCUUGAUUAUUUGAUUUGGUCCCUCCGCUAACAUGGAGAAGGCUUUCUGACCUAAACUGCAGCCAGCCACCAAGAUCCAGAUGUUUUGGCUUCAAGGAGCUGACAUGACGUCCUACUUACUAUCCAGUCUAUGGCUUGUAUCGGUGGAAGUAGUUGCCUCACACUGUCAUCUGACUCUGGUGCAAUGCAACAGCUGUCAAACUAAUUAGAAGUAACUGAGUAUCAUAUACACUUUAACUUUUAAAUAAAACAUGCCCAUCCUGCUGGUUAAACAUGCUUUUUAAUCUUUUGUUUCCAUUUUGAUUAUUUCAUCAUUCAUUGAAUAAUUUGUUUUUAUAUUUGCCUUUGUUGUUGUUGACUUGUGCAACUAGUCUCUGGAUGCUCCCUCACAACUCUUCUCUGUUAUUUAUUAUGUGCUUCCCCACAGGUCUCCAAUUGAACAUCAACAUGGCAUUAUUUCCUGCACUCUUCCACCCUGUCGCCAGGCUUGUCCUCCUCUUUAUUUUGUGGCAGGAACAGACUGGCUGCUGUAGGCUGCAAUAGAACAUAACAGUGACUACCAAGGCUGACAGAAAACCGCCAAACAAGUGCCAUUUAAAAAAAGAAAGACAAACACAAAUACCCAGAAGAUGAUAAACAUUUUCCAAGUCAAUGAACUGCUUCAACAUUCAGGAAGCUAUUGUAAAGACAUGUAUAGAGCACAGACUAAACCGGAUAAUAUAUAAGCUCCCUUUUCUUCCAUCAAGACACUUAGACCAAAUGAAUAGCGCUGGUUUAGAUAGAUUUAUUUUUACAUUUGCCCCCUCUCAACUCCAGCAUGCAUUAGUUUUCUUUAGAUUGCUUGAAGAGAAUGUCUUAAAUAGAAAGAUAAUUGUGACGUUGGAGGAAUGUCACCUGUGUAGAGCCGGAUUGAUCCAAGUGAGAGAGGACUGACGUGACCAAUGAAGGGAAUACCGCCAUAUUAGAAAGACGACCGCUGUUCUUGCGGGUUCUUUCACACUCGGAACUCAGCAUCUCAUGUGUACGUAACUGAAUUGGUUUUCUUUUGAAUUCUUAACAUAUUGCUCAGUUGAAUCAAGAAAGGCAACAUAACCCCUUAAUUUUUGUGCAUGCUAAAUUUUGUUUUUAUCUUUUUUUCAAAAGUGCCUCCGAAUAAAACGCUUGGCUACUUCACCCCUGCAUUAAACAAGUGUUAAAAAGAAUUGUUUAAAAAAGGAAGAGAUGGAGAAAUUGUGUUCCAUCUCUCUAUGACUUUAUUUAAUAGCCAUUACACAGGGAAUAUGUAUAAUUUGGGUAUUGGUAACAAUUUGGUGUAGCAAUAACUUGAGUAUGAGGUGUACACAUUCAUUUUUGAUAUCCUGAUACAAUUUGAAGUCCUCUGAUAUUCCAUUAUUUUAGCAGCCGCUUUUUUACUUGUCUGUGUUGUCCUCGGUAGGAAUUGUUAUGCAUGCUUUAUUGUCCUUUAGUUUAGUUUUGUUGAAUGUUUCUGAGAUUUUGUUUGCGAACGAGUGUUUGUGUAUACAGUAUGUGUGCACAUUUUGUUUUGUUGCUCUUAUGCCCGAUUCCACAAUCUCACGAUUAUUCUGCUCACUGAACUAUUGCAGUUUUGCCUAAUGUACAAAGACAAAAUACCAAUGUAUAUUUUUCAUGUUAAGAAAAUCUGUCAACUGUAGUGAGUUCUUCUAAAAUAUGACAUUUUUUUCAAUAUUUA
This is a messenger RNA of Pseudoliparis swirei, 4167 nucleotides long. It is a transcript of the gene ube2g1a, whose product is annotated as ubiquitin-conjugating enzyme E2G 1a (UBC7 homolog, yeast). Bases 126 to 638 code for a protein of 170 amino acids. Gene Ontology annotation, biological process: protein polyubiquitination; proteasome-mediated ubiquitin-dependent protein catabolic process. The record is from RefSeq and is a predicted model, not a curated record. The transcript has 5 exons. Lineage: Eukaryota; Metazoa; Chordata; Actinopteri; Perciformes; Liparidae. Gene Ontology annotation, molecular function: ubiquitin conjugating enzyme activity.